CAUAUAGUCUAGACAUAGAGACCAUCAAGAAGAAAUAACACAUACCACAUUCUCCACUCAUGGCAAAACUCAUCCUCUUCAUCGUCACCCAAAUUCUCCUUCUCGCAGCCGUUGUCUCUGCCGGAAAAGGCAAAAACUUUGCAAAAACCAUUGACAAAAAACACUUUGGCCUCCGUAAGGAGAAACUCACUCAUUUCCGUGUCUACUGGCACGACAUUUUAAGCGGCUCAAACCCUAGCUCGGUCGUGAUCAACCCUCCUAUCUCCAACUCUUCCUUCUUCGGCGCGGUCACUGUGAUCGACAACCGAUUAACUACGGAGGUGGCGGUGAAUUCGACUUUAGUGGGACAGGCGCAAGGGAUCUACACGGCUACUGGUCAACGUGAUUCGUCUGCGCUUAUGGUGAUGAACUUUGCAUUCAAGACAGGGAAGUAUAACGGAAGUACGAUCACGAUUCUUGGUCGGAACGCUGUGUUGACCAAGGUUAGGGAGAUGCCGGUGAUUGGAGGAAGUGGACUCUUCCGGUUCGCUAGAGGUUAUGUCGAGGCUCGGACCAUGUGGUUUGAUCUAAAGUCAGGAGAUGCUACUGUGGAGUACAGCUGUUAUGUCUUGCAUUAUUGAUGAUAGUGAUGAAUUAUUAUGUCUCUCUUUUUUGAAGGUUUAAUUGAAAUACUUUAUGUUGGAUUUUGUCAGCUGCUUUAUGAUGGAUGAUUUUUGUGGGAUAUUUAUGUCUUUUAAUAUAUUUUGAUACUCUUU
Arabidopsis arenosa is the source of this 755-nucleotide messenger RNA. The record is from the annotation of a GenBank genome assembly. Lineage: Eukaryota; Viridiplantae; Streptophyta; Magnoliopsida; Brassicales; Brassicaceae.